Tarenaya hassleriana is the source of this 2228-nucleotide messenger RNA. Its product is annotated as conserved oligomeric Golgi complex subunit 6. Gene Ontology annotation, cellular component: COG complex. Gene Ontology annotation, biological process: intra-Golgi vesicle-mediated transport. Lineage: Eukaryota; Viridiplantae; Streptophyta; Magnoliopsida; Brassicales; Cleomaceae. The transcript has 9 exons. The coding region runs from base 1 to 2052 and encodes 683 amino acids. The record is from RefSeq and is a predicted model, not a curated record.
AUGGCGGCGACGGCGGGAUUGGCGCCGGGACUAUCUCGGAAGCUGAAGAAGGUUCUUGAAUGUCGUACGGACAGUCCGGAUCUGGUGUCUUCGCUCAACGCUUUGUCCUCGUUCUACGACGACAACACCGCGCAGUCCCGCCGGAAUCUCAGAUCGACGAUCGAGAAGCGCGCACUGGAGAUCAACAACGAGUUUCUCACUGCAGCGGAGACGGCUCAGAUCGCGUUGGACCGCGUGGAGGAGGAGGUGAACGCACUCGCUGAUUGCUGCGACAAGAUCGCGGCGGCGCUCAGCAGCUCCGCCGCAACCACGGGAGAGAUCAUCAGCACAACUGAGAGGCUGAAGCAAGAACUUGAGGUUACUACCCAGAGGCAGGAGAUUGUCAGUUGCUUUCUUCGUGAUUACCAGCUUUCGAACGAAGAGAUUAAAGCGCUUAGGGAAGAUGAAUUGAACGAGAAUUUCUUCGAAGCGUUGGCUCAUGUUCAGGAAAUUCAUUCCAAUUGCAAGUUACUCCUCAGGACGCAUCAUCAGCGUGCAGGUCUGGAGCUCAUGGAUAUGAUGGCCGUCUACCAAGAAGGAGCAUAUGAACGCCUUUGCAGGUGGGUACAGGCUGAGUGUAGGAAUCUGGGUGAUACUGAUAACGCAGAGGUGAGCGACCUUUUGAAAACCGCUGUUCGCUGUCUUAAGGAAAGACCCGUUCUCUUCAAGUAUUGUGCAGAGGAGGUCGGUAAUCUGAGGCACAAUGCGCUAUUUAGAAGGUUUAUAAGCGCACUUACACGUGGAGGACCUGGCGGAAUGCCACGACCUAUUGAAGUUCAUGCCCAUGAUCCCCUGCGAUAUGUGGGCGAUAUGCUUGGAUGGCUACAUCAGGCUUUGGCAUCUGAAAGAGAACUUGUCCACGCUUUAUUUGAUGUAGAUGCUGCAGAUAAUAAAUCAUAUGCGAACCAAAGAUCCGGCAUCUCUGAGAAUAAUUCUAUAAAGACAGCAGAACCCGAUUUCACGUUUGUUCUUGACAGAAUUUUCGAAGGAGUUUGCCGGCCAUUUAAAGUGAGAGUUGAACAAGUUCUGCAAUCACAACCAAGUCUCAUCAUUUCUUACAAACUCACAAACACCCUGGAGUUCUACAGCUAUACUAUCUCGGAUUUACUUGGGCGAGACACCGCUCUCUGUAAUACACUUUGGAUGUUGAAGGAUGCUGCUCAGAAGACGUUCUUCGAUAUUCUUAAAACCCGAGGGGAAAAGCUUUUACGAUACCCUCCGCCUAUUGCUGUUGAUCUUUCCCCUCCUCCAGCUGUCCGUGAAGGCGUUUCUUUGACUCUUGAGAUAAUCGAUACUUACAACAGCAUGAUGGUGCCCGCUUCCGGAAAGAAAACCGAUUUUGAUCCCGUGCUCUCUGCAUUACUUGAUCCUAUCAUCAAGAUGUGUGAGCAAGCAGCAGAAGGGCACAAAUCGAGGAGCGGCGGCCAUUUAUCCCGAAGAAGCAGAUCGAGUUUCGACUCGAGCCAACUAUCCUCAGUCGACGCCUUACUUACUAGCAGCCAUACCUCACCACAGAGUAACGAAACACCCGCGAAAAUAUUCAUCAUAAACUGUCUAUGCGCAAUCCAGCAACCGCUGUUGAGACACGAAGUGGCAACCGGGUACGCAGAAAACAUCGGGUCGAUGAUCGAGAACCACGUGAACAUCCUCGUAGAGAAAGAAGUAGACGGUCUCCUCCAGAGAUGCGGCCUCUCAGACAAAAUGAACAUCUUCCGAUCUUUGGAAACCGAUUCCGCCUUGUCGGGACGGGAAGAAACGUCCCCGACAACUCUAUCCGAGUGCCUGAAAACGUUCUUCGGGCUCGUGUUGGGCAGCGAAAGCUCGCUUCCAGAGUUUGAGAAGAUGCAGGUUCCGAAACUCAGGUCGGAUGCAUGUGUCGGGGUGGCUAAGACGUUAGCCGAGGCGUAUGAAGUUAUAUAUAGGGCGGUUACGGAUCCGAAAAACGGGUAUCCGGACCCGAAAUCUCUGGCCCGACAUCCACCGGAUCAGAUCCGAACCAUUCUAGGAAUAUAACUGUGAGAACCCUAUGGAACACAGUACGUGGAAUUAAAUCAAUUUAUCUUUUUUUUGUGGGUUUUCACUUUCCAUUAGAGUUCUCCGUUUCGGGUUUCGGCCCUUUCGGGUCGUGUUCUGGUCGAUUUUAUUCGAAUUUGAUUAUUCCGGUUUUAUUUACAUUCGGUUUUAUAUUA